ACACUAUACAGUAGACUGGGACCAGAAUCUAUUUUUGUUUGUGUUAAGUUCAUCUGUUGAAUGAAAAUAUGUAUCACACAAUAUAAAAUUGUAUCUACUAUGCAACAGACUGGUGCAGACUGAUAGCAGAUGCAGAGAGAAAGACAAAGGCUGAGUAAAUGAUAAAAAGCUACAGGUGAGGGAGGAAGAGAGCCGAGUGUGUGUCUCUUUAAGAGCUGGAGUGAGCUAUUGAGCGGGAGGAGGAGGGGGGUUGGUUGGCUGCAUUGGAACAGUCCUCUCUAAUGAGCAGAUUUUCUGAGAGAGAGAGAGACAAACACACAUACACACACACAGACGGAGAGAGAGAGAUACAGAGAUCCAGCCAUAGGAGGAGAAGAGAUUGUAAGACCAAGACAGCAGGUAGGUAGGCAGGCUGUGCGUCAGCCGGCGCUCCAUAGGGAAACAUGGAGAUGAGCAGGAGAUGCUGAAGAGGACAGAACAGACCAUAACAGGAUCAUAUAGAUGGAUGUUAUUUCAUCAAGCAGGCAAACUGAAGGCAAGCCACGCAGAGGAUAAACCACUUAUGGACGCAGUGGAUUAAAGACCUACAGACAGACUGAGAGAGAGGGAGAGGGGGAAUAGGAGAAAUUAAUCAAUUCAGUUGUUUAGUUUCAUUGUCUGUGUGUGCGCACUUGCUGUCAGAAAAGCGUGUGUGUGUGUGCCUGCGUAUAGAGUGUGCGUGCACAAGGCAGGAGACUGCAUUGCUGCUCUCCAGCACCACAGGACAGACAAAAAAAAGCAGCCAAGCAGAUUACCUUAUAUGUUUCCCCAUUUUUCUGUCUCUCCCUCUCUCUAUGCAUGUGUGUGUUCCUUCGCUGUGCAAUCAGGCACAGUGUGUGUGUGUGUAUGUGUGUGAAGGCUGAGAAUAAGAAGAGGAUGGUGAAGCCUGAAGUGAGCUAAAGAUUCAGAGUCUGACCUUAAAUGGUCUUUUUUAUCUGUCUGAUCAUCUGGAGCGGAGUCGAAGAAAAAAUCAAUUUCUGAGGAGAGGAGAGUCUUUUUUUGAUUCAUCACACAGCAUGUCACAGCUCCAGUUGGGGCCUCUGUGCUGAUCGGAGAAGCCGAGAAGGCUGGCUUCUAUGCUGGAGGCUUUGAGGUUUGAAGGGUUGCCACCGGGGAAACUUCUCGGCUCUAUACCCCAGAGAGGUGGAGGUAUCAUCAGGUAGGAGGCGGCUGAGAGCGGGGGCCUGAGUGGAAAGGAGGAGAGGAGUAGGAGGAAGAGUUGUGCCUGUGUGUCGAAGACUGUGUAGGCAAGCCGAUGGCAGGCCGGUGGAGCUGCCUGAUGGUUUAAACUCCUGCUGAGAGAGGACAAUGGCAGCUCUGGGCCCACUCUCCUCCUCUCUCACCUGUAUCUGCCACAAAGAAGCUGGGAAGUGCUAGCUGAUGCAACAAAGAGCCCACCAAGAGGAUGGUGUGAACACGUUCACGUUACCCUUUCCCACCACGCCGGGAGACUCCUGACACCCCUGUGAGGGCCAAGUUUUGUUGUUCACCUUGUUUCUCCUUUCUCUCCUCCGAACCAGCUGAAAACAGAGGGUGGCGUUUCUUGAUUUGUGUGGGAGUUCUCGGCCCUUCCCUCCCACUCUCUCCUCCUCCUCCUCCUCCUCUUCCUCCUCCUCCUCCUCCUCCUCCUCUUCACCCCUGACCUCACCAACCUCAAAACCCAGCUCCAUGGAUUGGUUCUAGCACCAACCUGUCCUUCUUUUUUCUCCCCUUGUUUUCUUUUUCUUUUCUUUUUCUUUUUGUCGAGGCUUCAGGGGAAUUGCCAAGACCUGUUUCAUGCAUGUCCACUGGCGGCAGGUUCAACUUUGACGAUGGGGGGUCAUACUGCGGAGGGUGGGAGGAGGGCAAGGCGCAUGGCCACGGGAUCUGCACGGGACCCAAGGGGCAGGGCGAGUACUGCGGGUCCUGGGCCCAUGGCUUCGAGCUGUUGGGCGUCUACACUUGGCCCAGCGGGAACACCUACCAGGGCACCUGGGCUCAGGGCAAGAGACACGGCGUGGGCGUCGAGAAUAAAGGCCGCUGGGUGUACAAGGGCGAGUGGACGCACGGCUUUAAGGGACGCUACGGGGUACGGGAGAGCACGGGGACGAGCGGGAAGUACGAGGGGACGUGGAACAACGGGCUGCAAGACGGAUACGGAACAGAGACCUACUCGGAUGGAGGAACAUUUCAGGGCCAGUGGGUUGGUGGGAUGCGACAUGGCUACGGUGUUCGUCAGAGUGUCCCCUACGGCAUGGCCGCUGUCAUCCGCUCCCCGCUCCGUACCUCCAUAAACUCUCUCCGCUCCGGUUCGGAGCACAGCAACGGUACAGCUCUGCUAGACCGGACCGGGGCGGUGGUUCCUGUUCCUCCUCCUGUUCCGGGUACUCUGUCCACCAGCGUCUCCAUGUGCAGCACAGGCAGCAGCGGCAGCAGCCCCGCAGUGUCUCGUGGAGGCUUCGUACUGACGGCACACAGUGAGGCUGAGCUGCUGAAGGGGAAGAGGAAGGGCGGGCUGUUCCGGAGGUCCAUCCUGUCUGGGCUCAAGCUGAGGAAGUCCGAGUCCAGGAGCUCCCUGGCCUCCCAGAGGUCUAAACAGAGCUCGUUCAGGAGCGAGGCUGGGAUGAGUACUGUGUCUUCUGCUGCAUCUGAUAUCAACUCUACUAUCAGUCUCGGAGAUGCAGAUGCAGAGUUGGCAGUAGCUGACGAUGAUGUGGACGCCACAGCAACAGAGACCUACUGCGGGGAGUGGAAGAAUGACAAGCGGACGGGAUUCGGUGUGAGCCGGCGGUCUGAUGGGCUGCAGUACGAGGGGGAGUGGCUCAGCAACAAACGCCAUGGCUACGGCUGCACCACGUUUCCUGAUGGUACAAAAGAGGAAGGGAAGUACAAGCAGAACAUCCUGGUGAGCGGCAAGAGGAAGAACCUGAUCCCACUCCGGGCCAGUAAGAUCAGAGAGAAGGUGGACCGAGCUGUGGAGGGAGCACAGAAGGCAGCUGACAUCGCCCGGCAGAAGGCUGAGAUCGCUCUGUCAAGGACGGCUCAUGCGCAAGGUAAAGCAGAGGCAGCGGUAGGAGCAGCUCAGAAAGCCCAGGAGGAGAGUCGCAUGGCCAGAGUCACAGCCAAGCAGUUCUCCCCUUCUUUCCAGCACCCAGGAAACGGCAUGGAGGUGCAGCGUCCAAAACGUCAGGUGUCCAGUGAGAUGGAGGGUGAGGGGUUGUCAAGUAGCGCUGGCACCGCAGACAGCCCCGACCUCUACGUGAAGAGUGCGGGCUCGGAUGACCCCUCAAAUGCCACCCCUGACCUCAGUCCCCCUUCUUCCUCACCACCCCACACCCCGCCUCCCCCUGCCCGGCCGGCCCAGCGCAGCAAGAGUGCCCGCUUCCACCGGCAGAGCGCCGUGGACCAUGGGGACAAGGGAAAAGAGGCGGGUGAGAAAGGUGGGGGAGGAGGGCAGACGGAGAUCCAGGUGUUGAUGGAGGGAGGUGGCGGAGGAGGGAAGGGGGAAUACUCACGGGCCAACAGCUGGACCGAGGACAAGAGGAGAGGGAUGUUGUCGAAAGGAGGAGGUGGGCUCAGUGGACGAGGAGUGAGCCGGACCAACGGGCACAAACACAGCUCCUCCAAUCACAAGUCCCGGGAGCACGGCUCAUCCAAUCACAGACAGGCCAGAGGAGACAAGUGGACAGAGUCGUCCUCAUCUGCCUCUUGGACGUCCGGGCACAGGGGUGUGCACAGCAGGGGAGGCAGGCUGCUAGAGCAGGAUGAGGAGAAAAUUAGCAACUAUGAGAUGGAGAUGAAGCCUUUACAGCCCAGAGACUCCACUACCCACAAGCCCCAUGGGCAUGGGGAGGAGAAACACGGGCACAGUCAUGCUCAUGGAGAGGGGCGUUCGCACACUGUGCAGCGACAGAGGCAUAAGAACCGUGAUGGGAGGGAAGGAAGAGAGGGGAAAGAGGGGAGGGAGGGGGGUAAAGACUCAGUGCACAAGCUGGACAGUGUACGACCGGGGGAGAAGAUGGAUUCCCGGCCUCUACGUCGGGACCUCACCCUCUCCCCCCCUCUGAAGUCCUCCCCCAUCACGCCAGAGCAGCAGGACCACAGCCUCAUGCAGAUCAAAGGCAACUCGGCCUACAGCUCUAUCCUGGUUGUCAUGGUGAUUCUGCUCAACAUUGGAGUGGCUAUUUUGUUUAUCCACUUUUUUAUUUAAGGACAGCACCGCUUUCAGAGUCAGCCUAUCUAUGCUACAACAACUAUAAAUUCAUAUGAGUAUUACGAUGAAUCUGCCACCCCUUCGUAUUCCUGGCGGGAGGACUGCAACCAGCUGAACGGAGAUGAGGACCAAGGAGGGCUACCGCGCAGUCCCUCCGUCAUGAUUUGGGUUCAAAAGUGGGCUAACCGAGGCUAAGCUUGGUCCAGCAGUCCUGAAGGAGAUGCUGAAGUGCACAGACCAAAGAAGUGGAUGACAGAGGGGUAAACCAGUCCAGGUGACUGGACUACAGGGAGAUAAUACAGUCCAGAAACUGGACUAAAGUGAGCUUCAGUAGUUCACAUGUAGACUCAAGUGGGCUGAAGCGGUCUGAUUCCCAGACCAUGAGAGAUGCAGCUGGCGUUACAGCAAGAUGUCUGCUUCCACUGUCUGCAGACAGGACUGACAAGACAGACUUUUUUCAUCUUCAAAUCAUAGUUUUCAACAGAUUUGUAACUUAUAAUUUAUUUAUUAACAUUUUCUCUCAUGUACUAUACGUUGAUGGAUAUAUUCUUUAUUUUGUAAAUCCUCCACCCAUCUUUAUAUAACUCCUGCCUUUUGGUUCCUCCGCCUACCCAGGUGUUGUUACUGAUGGUUCAAAGUGUGUGUGUGUGUGUGCAUGUGUAUGUAUGUAUGUGUGCUGCCUGGUUGACGGCUGCCUGUCCACGACCCCUGUGCGCACACACACAUUGCUUGUACCCAUCCCUCUCAUCCAUCCGUCACCACUCUGAUGUCUGAUGUCUCCUCUCAUUCUUCAUCUUGUAUAGGGAGUGAGAUAAAGUGUGUGUGUGUGUGUGUGUUUGUGUGUGUGAGCAAAGUGCAUGAUUAUGUGUACCUCUGCACACUGUAUAUACAGUAUGUUUGCAGUGUACACGUGUGUGUACAUGGGUUUUUGUGCAGAAUGUGAGCGUGUUUGAAUCUAUAUCAAGCUGCAAUGUCUUUUCUAGCAAUGUGUGUGUCUGUAUGUGUGAGAGAGUGUGUGUGUGAUCUCCAAGUAGCUCGGUGGCCUUUCACGCUGUUCAUGAACUUUACAAGAGCAUCUCAUGAGGACACAGUCACCACUCAUCCACAUCCAGCCUACCACCAUCAUCUGACAGCUAUGCUCUCUCCGUCUCUCCCUCCUACUCUCUCCCACCUCCACACACACCCGUCAGAGAACGGAGCUUCCUCUGAGUUGGUGGUAGUUCAAGACAGACCGUCCUUGGCAAAGCCCUGCACCUACUCUACCAUUAGCAGAUGUAUUUAGAGGGAAUACUGCAUUAAUCCAAGCGUGUAUAACACCACAAAUACGGCUUAAAAGACUACAUCCUGUUGAUAAAUCAGUGACUCCGACUGCUUCUCUCAAAACUUAACCUGAAGACAGCGACAACAUCUUUUAUACUAUACUUGCAAGAUGUCUGAAAAAAAAAAAAUAGUAGUCGCCACCUGCCUUGCUUUUGUAGCACAAAUUGAUAAAAGUACACCAAUGCAUGCAUAUGUACUGUAAUAUCUUAGUCGUGCGUUGAAUCUGAAAGAAAAAAAAAAUCUUCUGAAGCACAUGCGACAUGUUAAGUUUUGAUAGUGGCAGUAUCUGGAGAGGAAUCUGGUUCAAAACAUAAAGUCAAAAUGCCUUUGAAGUACUGUUAUUGAUCUUUUAUGGCUUAAAUAGAACCAGAUUAAGUCUCCAUGUGGUGCUAGAUGAUACACCAAGCAGCCUGAAAUGAACAAACUAUUUGAAACUAUUUGGUGAAAUGAUGCAAGUCUGUUGUAGUGAGGUAGAAAGCAGUGGCCAGGAUCAAGGUCAGGAUUUACCGCCUUCAUUCUUCAGCUUUGCCUCCUCUGAUCCAAGCCCCUCAGUGACAGGCAGACAGACUAAAGUACAGUCAUAAAUACCCGUCACAAUUUGCCUGUUUUUAUAUUCGGGUGAAGACACUGGGUUUCUCUUUGUGUGUGUCUUUCAAACCCAUCCAGCAGACCAGCUUCUGUGUUUGUUUGCAUGUGUGCACAUGAAUGCUCAUUGGAGUGUGUGAACAUGUGUGUGCAUCCUCCUUCCACGUGAUGGGAUGGCUGAGCCCGUUGCCAUCGGUAACAACUUCCAGGGGGCAGGGAGCUGCUGUUGCUUUUCUGUCCGACAGUGUUUCUCAAACUAUGGAUUGGAACUCAAACUCGGCUGUGGGCUCAUUUCUGGAGUCCUCCCCCCCCACGCCUCCAACAUUACAAGAGUACAGUCUAAUGUGCCUGCACCCCAGGAGGCAGAACAAUAUAUUUGUAUUUCAUUUAGGUCCCAGACUGAUAAAGGUUUAAGAAGCUCCGCUGUAUGCCACCAGCCUGGUGACGAUGUCCUGCGCCACCGUUAGUCCGCAGCAUGCUACAGCAUGCCAAGCUCUCUCUCUCUCUAUAGUUUGACUCUCCUCUUUCUUUCUUUCUUU
This is a messenger RNA of Thunnus maccoyii (southern bluefin tuna), 6675 nucleotides long. RefSeq names its product junctophilin 3b (gene jph3b). Gene Ontology annotation, cellular component: endoplasmic reticulum membrane; junctional membrane complex; plasma membrane. Gene Ontology annotation, biological process: regulation of synaptic plasticity. Lineage: Eukaryota; Metazoa; Chordata; Actinopteri; Scombriformes; Scombridae. Bases 1820 to 4228 code for a protein of 802 amino acids. The transcript is spliced from 6 exons. The record is from RefSeq and is a predicted model, not a curated record.